Molecule: messenger RNA, 431 nt
Organism: Symbiodinium necroappetens
Lineage: Eukaryota; Dinophyceae; Suessiales; Symbiodiniaceae
Source: the annotation of a GenBank genome assembly
GCGGAUGGACCUACUUCCCGGACAACUGGGAGCCAGUGGGCUGCAGGCUUCCGGUAGCGGCCAUUCUGGGCCUUCGCCGAGUCUGUGUCCUCCGGGCUACAAUCGAUGCACCUUGGUCACCUCAUUCUGGUGCCAUCUACGGAUUACGCGACUGCGCAGAUCUAGGUGGCUGCCUGGAGGUUGGCCGAGAUCGAGUAGGAAUGGAUUUGGGCUUCAUCAAGGAAGUCCCCAGCGCAGCAGCCUGCCGUUUGCAAUGCCACGGGACACAGGAGUGCAAGGCCUUUAGCUAUUUUCCAGAUGGAUACUUGGGAGAUGCGAGUGCGGGCUGUGUUCUGCCUGCUGCGGUUUUCACGUGGUGGAAAACCCGCUGCCUCCUGAAGAUGCACAAGACCAAGCCAGGGGGUGGAGAACAGUGGCUCCCAAUGGGUAAU